AAAUUAGGAGAUAAAAAGCAUAACAUAAACACGAUGACAAGGAGGACAUUGAGAACAUUACGACCAUAACAACGGCGAUUCUAUGCUUGCAGGGCCGGGCAUUGUAGUUGUACUUGCCGAGACAACAAACAGUGAUUAGGGGAGCUCGAGCAUGGCGCUCUCUCACCGCUCGAGCUCUGCAGAAAAAUUAUCCUUGUUGCCAGUUUUCACUAUCCUACUAUUUUAGUCAAAGAAGAAGGAAGAAGAGGACGAAGAAAUAACACUACCUACUUCUUGUUGUCGUUGUCGUUGUUGUUGUUGUACAGGAUGUGUCUCUUCCGUACGGAUUUCGGUUCUUUGGGUUUAAUUGCUGAUUUGUUCGCUAAAAGAUUUUCUUUGUAAUGAUACACGGUUUGAGGACAUGGAGAGGGUUCCACAAUCAAGGGCACUUACUGGGAAGGUGUCAAUUACUGGUGAGCUCUCGAAUGCGCAUAUGACCGCAGUAAGAGAAUUUGGUCAGAUAUCAAACGUGCGUGGGGUAGUUCAGCUGUCAAACAUGCGGGAGUUACCAUAUGCACAUACAGUCUCAGUAAGAGAAUUGAGUCAGUUAUCCAAUGUACGUAUGGUUUCUGUAAAAGACGUGGGUCAGAUGCCAAAUGUGCGUAUGGUUUUGGUAAGGGAAGAUGUGGGCAGAUCUGAUGCAAGAGACUAUCAAGAUUUAGACUUGCAUGCACCAGUAAGAACAUGGAAAGGAAAAACAUAUUUGGCUGAACAUGAAGAACUUAUGCCUGACGCCAUUACGAUUAAGGCCAGUGAGAAUUCGUUUGAGGAAGGUGGUCCAAGCUCAUUUUCUGGUGCUAGUCAUCCCCCUGAACCUGUUGAUACGGAUCUAAUGAGAACAGUUUACGUACCAAUAGGUCAAAACAAGCAUGACGCUGGAUGCUUAAUGAAGAGCAUGUCUAUGAAGGGUCCUUUUCUAGAAGACCUUUCAAUCCAGGUUCCACCCAAGAAACCAAGCCCAUCCGUUCUUUCACCUACUGAAAGUUUGGUUGAAGAACCGAAUGACAUGGGUGCAUUGCCUUCACCAUUUUCAGUUCCUCGUCCAUCACAAAAUACAGGAAACUCUCUCCUUCCUUUUGAGUCGGAGGAGAAGGAAUGUGUUUGGGAUGCUUCUUUGCCUCCAAGCGGCAAUGUAAGCCCGCAUAGUCGUAUUGAUAGUACUGGUGUUGUGACGGCUAUGAGCAUUGUCAAUAGCUGUGCCAGUACAUAUCGGAGUGAUGCAAUCACCAGUGAUGGAGCGCUUAUUGUGGAGAGGAGCUGUGAGAGUACAAAAGGGAGUGUUAGACGGGAUGUGCUUGCAAGUGCAAAAACUAGUGUUAGUCGAGCAAGUGAUAGCAGUGGCCUUAGUGAUGAUAGCAAUUGGAGCAACAUUACUGGGAGUGCUAAUAAACCUCACAAAGGAGAUGAUCCUAGGUGGAAGGCUAUUCUUGCCAUCCGGGCAAGGGACGGAAUUUUGGGCAUGAGUCAUUUUAAAUUGUUUAAGCGACUUGGUUGUGGUGAUAUUGGCAGUGUGUAUCUCUCAGAGCUGAGUGGAACUCGCUGUUAUUUUGCAAUGAAAGUAAUGGACAAGGCAUCCCUUGCGAGUAGGAAGAAACUGACUAGGGCUCAAGCAGAAAGGGAGAUUUUACAGCUGCUGGACCAUCCAUUUCUUCCAACUUUAUAUACACAUUUUGAGACUGACAGAUUCUCCUGUUUAGUCAUGGAAUACUGUCCUGGGGGUGAUCUGCACACUUUGAGGCAACGGCAACCAGGGAAACAUUUCUCCGAGUAUGCUGCACGAUUUUAUGCUGCUGAGGUUCUCUUGGCCCUCGAGUAUCUUCACAUGCUUGGAGUUGUCUAUAGGGACUUAAAACCUGAAAAUGUGCUGGUUCGUGAUGAUGGCCAUAUAAUGCUUUCAGACUUUGACCUUUCCCUAAGAUGUGCCGUCUCACCAACCCUGAUAAAAACUUCAUUUGAUUCUGACCCUUCAAAACGGGCAUUCUGUGUCCAGCCUGCCUGUAUUGAGCCUUCUUCAGUAUGCAUACAGCCUGCCUGUUUUAUUCCACGAAUCUUCCCUCAAAAAAGCAAGAAGAAGACCAGAAGACCUCGAGCUGAGCCUGGGUUGCCAGCCAGAACACUUCCAGAGCUUGUUGCUGAGCCUACUGCAGCACGAUCUAUGUCUUUCGUUGGAACCCAUGAAUACCUAGCCCCAGAAAUUAUCAAGGCAGAAGGCCAUGGCAGUGCAGUUGAUUGGUGGACAUUUGGCAUUUUCUUGCAUGAAUUAUUGUAUGGUAAAACCCCAUUCAAAGGAUCGGGAAACCGUGCCACACUGUUUAAUGUGGUGGGGCAGCAGCUCAAAUUCCCAGACUCACCAUCAACCAGUUAUGCAAGCCGGGAUCUCAUCCGGGGCUUGCUGGUUAAGGAGCCACAGCACCGGCUUGGGGUGAAGAGGGGUGCGACUGAGAUCAAGCAGCACCCCUUCUUUGAAGGUGUUAAUUGGGCUCUGAUACGAUGUAGCACACCGCCAGAAGUGCCAAGACCAGUGGAAACCGAACUUCCUGGGAAGUUCGGAGCUGUAGAUAGAGUUGGGGUUGGUGGCAACAGUAAAAGGAUGGUAGGGACAGACAUGAAAUCUGGGGGUAAGUAUCUGGACUUCGAGUUCUUCUAGUUUUAAAAUACAGGAUUGACACUGUUGUAUUAGUAUCAUCAGUUAAUCCAAAAUGAAGUGUUGGAAUAAAGGUUUACACUCAGAGUUGAGAGUUUGAAACUGCUGCCAUUGACUAUGCCAAAAUGAGGAAAAUGUGAGCAAGUUAAUGCCAGCUAGUACAAAUAUUGCUUGUACAAAUAAUGAUUAUGAGUACUUCCAUUA
Molecule: messenger RNA, 2887 nt
Organism: Juglans microcarpa x Juglans regia
Lineage: Eukaryota; Viridiplantae; Streptophyta; Magnoliopsida; Fagales; Juglandaceae
Product: serine/threonine-protein kinase D6PK-like
Exons: 3
Coding region: 401-2686 (761 amino acids)
Biological process (GO): protein phosphorylation
Cellular component (GO): nucleus; plasma membrane; cytoplasm
Molecular function (GO): protein serine/threonine kinase activity; ATP binding
Source: RefSeq, a predicted model, not a curated record